UCCAGCCCCGGCCUCGGCGCGCGCCCGGCCCCGACUUGGAUCUCCGAUCCCAGAUCCCUGAUCUCCGGUCUCCGAUCCCGAUCCCAGACCCCCAUUCCCCACCCGACCUCGCCUCCUGCUGCGCCACCGAGGGACCCGGCCCCGAGCUCGGCCGCUGGCCGCCGGCCCUGCCCCGAGGCGAGAUGAAUGACUUUGGGCUCAAGAAUAUGGACCAAGUAGCUCCUGUGGCCAACAAUUUUCGAGGGACACUCAAGCGCCAGCCCGCCUUUGACACCUUCGAUGGCUCUCUGUUCGCUAUGUUCCCCUCUCUCAGUGAAGAGCAAACACUCCAAGAAGUGCCAACGGGCUUGGAUUCCAUUUCACAUGACUCCGCCAGCUGCGAGCUGCCUUUGCUGACCCCCUGCAGCAAGGCCGUGAUGAGCCAGGCCUUAAAAGCCACCUUCAGCGGCUUCCAGAAGGAGCGGCGGCGGCUCGGCAUCCCCAAGAACCCCUGGCUGUGGAACGAGCAGCAGGUGUGCCAGUGGCUUCUCUGGGCCACCAACGAGUUCAGCCUGGUGAACGUGAACCUGCAGCGGUUUGGCAUGAACGGCCAGGUCCUGUGCAACCUUGGGAAGGAGCGUUUCCUGGAGCUGGCGCCGGACUUUGUGGGCGACAUUCUCUGGGAGCACCUGGAGCAGAUGAUCAAAGAAAACCAAGAAAAGACAGAAGAGCAGUAUGAAGAAGACUCCCACCUCAACGCGGUCCCUCAGUGGAUUAACAGCAACACCUUAGGUUUUGGCGUUGAACAGGCUCCAUAUGGGGGAAUGCAGACAUCAAGUUACCCCAAAGGCGGCCUCCUGGACGGCAUUUGUCCAUCCACCAUGGCGCCCGGGGUGCUGAGCUCUGAGCAGGACUUUCAGAUGUUCCCCAAGUCCCGGCUGAGCACCGUCGGUGUUAACUACUGUUCCGUCGGCCAGGACUUCACCGGCAGCAACUUGAAUUUGCUCGCCAGCAGCUCUGGGAAGCCCAAAGAUCACGACUCACCCGAGAAUGGCGGGGACAGCUUUGAGAGCUCAGAGUCACUGCUGCGCUCCUGGAACAGCCAGUCCUCCCUGCUGGACGUGCAGCGCGUGCCCUCUUUUGAGAGCUUCGAGGACGACUGCAGCCAGUCCCUGUGCCUAGGCAAGCCGACCAUGUCUUUCAAGGACUACAUCCAGGAGCGCAGUGACCCGGUAGAGCAGGGCAAACCAGUCAUCCCUGCAGCCGUGCUGGCCGGCUUCACAGGAAGUGGACCCAUCCAGCUGUGGCAGUUCCUCCUGGAGUUGCUCUCCGACAAGUCGUGCCAGUCCUUCAUCAGCUGGACUGGGGACGGAUGGGAGUUCAAGCUCGCUGACCCCGAUGAGGUGGCCCGCCGGUGGGGCAAGCGGAAAAAUAAGCCGAAGAUGAACUACGAGAAGCUGAGCCGGGGCUUACGCUACUAUUACGACAAGAACAUCAUCCACAAGACAUCGGGCAAGCGCUACGUGUACCGCUUCGUCUGCGACCUGCAGAACUUGCUGGGGUUCACACCUGAGGAGCUGCAUGCCAUCUUGGGGGUCCAGCCUGACACAGAGGACUGAGGUCCCGGGACCGCCCUGAGCCCACCCCGGCAGUGGGGAGUGGGAAGCCCGUCUUGUCUGGCUGCUCCAAGGACCCCUGAAAGGCGUCCAGGAAAGUCACUGAGAAGCAGCGGCCUCAUUUCAUCCGACAAUGCGCCUCUUGUGUCAAGGCUGCACCCCCACCGCAGCAACAGACUCUGCUUCUCGACUCUGGAGUCUCCAGGCGGGCAGUGCCACUGUGGAGCAGUGGCAGCUGCAAGGGCUUCAGGAGGCCAGCCUGUGUCUGCCCCGCCACACCACGCCCCCUCGAGGCGAGGUGCCCCCACUGCUUGGAGAUUCUCCAAGGAGGGAGCACGUCUCGGAUGCACAGCCUUUGACUCGCGGAAUUUUGGACUUUUGCAAGGAGGAUCAGUAAACGCACACAAACCAGCUCUAUUGGAGAGGGAUGGGGGGCGGUGGGAAGGAAACCAGCGAUGCCGUGUCACGAGUUUUGUAUAUAUUAUUGUAAUCUUUAUGAUUGCUAUUGGAACCCUCAUACUGUUCUAUUUAACAGAAAUUGUAUAUUGUAUUUAAAGUAAUUAUGUAACUAUUUGAAAUAAGAAUGCAGACAUUCACUAUUUUAUUGCAUUUUUCAGCACACACACGAGCGGCAUUUUACGGAGAUUUAAUCUGCCAGCGUGGCAAAUGAAAAGCAUUGUAAAGUGUGAUAUUUUCAUAUAAGAUACCUAUAGGAAUAUGAUCCGCAGGGCUCGGCCCUGGCCUUCUGUUCUUUUGUUGUUUCAUGUUUGUUUUGCCUUGGCUGUUAUCUGGCAAAGACUUUGUACAUUUGGGGAUUUUUAUAUAUAUAUAUAUAUAUAUAUAUGUAUAAGAAACGUAAUGUUAUUAUCUCAAGGUGGAGAGGAUGCCUGGCCUCUCUGUUUUCUCCUUUAAUUGUAAAGUAAAAGCUAUAAGCAGUAUUUUUCUUGACAAAUGGCAUAUGUUUUCCACUUUUCUGCAUGCCUUUCAAUCAGUUUGUACACAGAUGUCUUUUAUUUUUUGGUGUUUCCCGUGUCUUUCCCCGCCAGCUCACCUCUCCCUAGCCAACCGUUUCCAUUCCAUGCUCACGUUACUCUGUGAUUAAAAUAAGAAUACUAUUUUUGGAAAUACUCGACUCCUUCUCAGAGAUCAGGAGGGAUUUGUGUAGCAGCUAUUUUUACUGCAAAAGUAAUUCACUGGAAAAAAAUGUAAUUUGUAUGAAAGCUUUAUUUUUAUCUCAGCUCUGUGUAAAGUUUGAGUGCUGGACGGGGGAGGGGGAUGGGAGGGGUCACCGUUAAACUCUGGACCGCAGUGAACGAGGCAUGGCUUGGGCCAUCUGGACCGAAUGCCCUGCUUUCCAGUUCGUGUCUUCAGCCAGAGGCUGUUUUGGGGGCUUGGAGUUUUGUUUUUCUUCCCAGUUUUCCUGGACACAGAACACCCAGAGGCACAGAAAAAACCAGACAGGCAAGAAUUCCUAGUGGUCCCCUGGAGGAAAAGAUUCCUUCGAUCCAGCUCAGGAGCACUGAAGUCCACCGUGUGUGUAGUUCUGACCUUUUGAAAAGGUCAAAUCCCUCCAGCUUCCAAGUGGGACAGACUUUACUACUUCCUGGCAAACUGGCUUCCGACAUCUCCAAAGACUCAAGAGUCGUCAUGGGAUGAGACUGUGGAAUGGGUCCAGGGUGACCCGGAGCAGCGGAGCCAGCCCUGGGCUGACAGCCUACGUGUUCAGAAGCAGUGUGCUGAAGCACGGGGUGUUUUUUCUGAGUGGGACUUAUUUAUGACUGGGACAUCUGUUUACAAUAUAAGCAGACGUGUGACGGGGACAUCUUGCUGCCAGGAGAAAGCGUUAGCCAUCAGCUCGAUUUAAUAUGAGUUUGAACAGCAUGAUGUUGCCGGUUCGAGGCUGCUUUUUAUCAGCCUAGGUGGCAGCUUAAUGUAGUGCGACCUGAUGGCUUUGGAAACGGGGAGCCUUUGACGCAGUCGCGGGCAGAUCUGAAGUAUGGAAAGUUUUGUAACCGGGCCUUUCUGAAAUAAAGCAUUUGCUUUAUGUAAAGGACA
Cavia porcellus (domestic guinea pig) is the source of this 3650-nucleotide messenger RNA. RefSeq names its product ETS proto-oncogene 2, transcription factor (gene Ets2). The record is from RefSeq and is a predicted model, not a curated record. Gene Ontology annotation, cellular component: nucleus. The transcript has 10 exons. Gene Ontology annotation, biological process: cell differentiation; regulation of transcription by RNA polymerase II. Bases 183 to 1598 code for a protein of 471 amino acids. Gene Ontology annotation, molecular function: DNA-binding transcription factor activity, RNA polymerase II-specific; sequence-specific DNA binding. Lineage: Eukaryota; Metazoa; Chordata; Mammalia; Rodentia; Caviidae.